CGAGAUAGAUACGGAGAUCGGUAGCCUACGGCCCAGAGAUUCAUUGCCACUUGACAUUCCAGGGCUGACUAUAAGACCAAGGGGCCUCCAGCCGUGAAGCUGAAAGUCUUACUCUCGAGAUCAUCGCAAGUCAAGACCUAAGUCCUUCAGAAGUUCUCUCUUCAGAAUGUUGCCCCUAGUAUUAGCCGCCAUUGCGGGCGUUGCCUCAGCCCAGCAAGUGGGCAAAGAGCAAACCGAAACCCACCCCAAGCUCAGCUGGAAGAAGUGUUCGAGCGGCGGUAGCUGUUCCACAGUCAAUGGUGAGGUUACCAUUGAUGCUAACUGGCGUUGGCUUCACUCAACCUCUGGUACCACAAACUGUUACGAUGGCAAUGAGUGGACCUCCCAAUGCAGCUCUGCUACCGACUGUGCCACCAAGUGCGCCAUCGAGGGAGCCGACUACAGCAAGACAUAUGGUGCCUCAACAAGCGGCGAUGCCCUGACCCUCAAGUUCGUCACAAAGCACGACUACGGUACCAACAUCGGCUCUCGUUUCUACCUCAUGAACGGCGCCUCAAAGUACCAGACCUUCACUCUUAUGAACAACGAGUUCACGUUUGAUGUCGACCUAUCCACUGUCGACUGCGGCUUGAACGCUGCGCUAUACUUCGUCGCCAUGGAGGAGGAUGGCGGUAUGAAGAGCUACUCCAGCAACAAGGCCGGUGCGAAGUACGGUACUGGUUACUGCGAUGCCCAAUGUGCCAGAGAUCUGAAGUUCGUUGGCGGCAAGGCCAACGUCGAGGGAUGGAAGCCGUCCAGCAAUGACAAGAACGCCGGUGUCGGUCCUUACGGAGGAUGCUGUGCUGAGAUUGAUGUCUGGGAGUCGAACUCGCACUCUUUCGCCUUCACCCCUCACCCUUGCGAGAACAACGCCUACCACGUCUGCGAGAACAGCGGCUGCGGUGGUACCUACUCUGACGACCGCUUCUCCGGCGACUGCGACCCUAACGGCUGCGACUACAACCCCUACCGCAUGGGCAACACCGACUUCUACGGCAAGGGCAAGACCCUUGACACCAGCAAGAAAUUCACCGUCGUCACCCAAUUCACGCAAUCCGCCUACACCCAGUUCUUCGUCCAGAACGGCAAGAAGAUCUCCAUCCCAGGCUCCACCUUCGACGGCAUGCCCGCCUCCAGCUCCAUCACCCCGGAGUACUGCUCGGCCCAGUUCGCGGCCCUCGGCGACCGCGACCGCUUCAGCGAGGUCGGAGGCUUCGCCCAGACCAACGCCGCCCUUUCCAAGCCCAUGGUUCUCGUCAUGUCGAUCUGGGACGACCACUACGCCAACAUGCUCUGGCUCGACUCCAGCUACCCUCCCGAGAAGGCCGGCACCCCCGGCGGCGACCGUGGCGACUGCUCCCAGGACUCCGGCGUCCCCUCAGACGUCGAGGCCAACAUCCCCAACGCCAAGGUCGUCUGGUCCAACAUCCGCUUCGGCCCCAUCGGUUCCACCGUCAAGGUCUAAGCUCAAGCGGCUUAUCAGCCUUU
Molecule: messenger RNA, 1527 nt
Organism: Xylaria bambusicola
Lineage: Eukaryota; Fungi; Ascomycota; Sordariomycetes; Xylariales; Xylariaceae
Product: glycoside hydrolase family 7 protein
Exons: 5
Coding region: 167-1504 (445 amino acids)
Biological process (GO): carbohydrate metabolic process
Molecular function (GO): hydrolase activity, hydrolyzing O-glycosyl compounds
Source: RefSeq, a predicted model, not a curated record